AUGAAAUAUCUUUUUGUGAUCGCAAUUCACUCUGACUCACUUUCUUUCUCCGUCGCUCUCUAUACUUCCAACGUUCUCCCGCCCCACUCUCUCUCUCUCUCGCUCUCUCUCUCUAUCUAUCUAUCUCUCUCUACUAAACAAACACAUUUCCCCUCAAAAUUUGUUAAUGUCUAUCAGUCCCCUCCAUACUCUGAAUCGCACACACAUACGCAUAAUCUAUCUAUCCUUUUGUUUAUAUCUAUCUAUCUAUCUAUCUAUCUAUCUAUCUAUCUAUCUAUCUAUCUAUCUAUCUAUCUAUCUAUCUCAUUUUGCUCAUUAUCUAUCUAUCUAUCUAUCUAUAUAUAUAUAUAUAUAUAUAUAUAUAUAUAUAUAUAUAUAUAUAUAUAUAUAUAUAUAUAUAUAUAUAUAUAUAUAUAUAUCCCAUUCUGCUCAUAUCUAUCUAUCUAUCUAUCUAUCUAUAUAUAUAUAUAUAUAUAUAUAUAUAUCAUUCUGCUCAUAUCUAUCUAUCUAUCUAUCUAUCUAUAUCUAUCUAUCUAUUCAUCUAUCUAUCUAUCUAUCUGCGUAUCUCAUUCUGCUCAUAUCUAUCUAUCUAUCUAUCUAUCUAUCUAUCUACGUAUCUUAUUUUGCUCAUAUCUAUCUAUCUAUCUAUCUAUCUAUCUACGUAUCUUAUUUUGCUCAUAUCUAUCUAUCUAUCUAUCUAUCUAUCUAUCUAUCUAUCUAUCUCUACGUAUCUCAUUUUGCUCAUAUCUAUCUAUCUAUCUAUCUAUCUAUCUAUCUAUCUAUCUAUAUAUAUAUAUAUAUAUAUAUAUAUAUAUAUAUCAUUCUGCUCAUAUCUCUCUAACUAUCUAUCUAUCUACCUAUCUUAUUCUGUUCAUAUAUACUCAAAACACGCAAAAAAUACCGUUUAUUUCUAUGGUAACGCUCGAUCUAUCUAUCUAUCUAUCUAUCUAUCUAUCUAUCUAUCUAUCUAUCUAUCUAUCUAUCUAUCUCUAG
Molecule: messenger RNA, 993 nt
Organism: Acanthosepion pharaonis
Lineage: Eukaryota; Metazoa; Mollusca; Cephalopoda; Sepiida; Sepiidae
Source: the annotation of a GenBank genome assembly